GUCCUUCGGUUUGCGCAUGCGCAGAAAAUGUCAGUUAUUCACAUAGAAACAAGUCACAGAACCACAAUCAACAAUGGAGACGUUUGGAGAAAGCGAAGAUGGAGCAGGUGCUAACAGAGAGAUGGAGUCAUGGCACCAGCUCCCUGUUGAAGAGGAUCCUAGUCAGUUUCUGGGACAAACAUCAGGCUUGGUGGAAGAUGAUGGUCUACAAGGAUAACACUUAACUCUGAAGGACAAUCAGCUGUAAUAGGAGACUCAACUAUGAAGCAAGCAGCUGAGAGAUUUGAAUCUUUACAACUAGAACAGCAGGAUAGCUGUUUAUCGCCUGCACUGACGUUAAUUCCUCUAGGAAAGACUUUCCUGCCUUCAGAGUCCACACUCCUCCAUCAGACAGAUUUAGAAUUUCUUCCCUUGAGAGGAUCUCCUGAUGUGUCCGCUGCUUCGGAGAGGUGCCCUCAGAUGUCACGCCUAAUUGUGGAUGGAGAGGCUGACCCAUUAAACAGAUCCCAUGACCAGGCCUCACUAUCACAACAUCAUUUAGGUGUGAUGUCUGCAAUUAUUGAGGAUGUUAGUAGCUGCUGCUCACUAUCACAGCACAGCCUGUCACCUAGUAGCAAUUACCAGGCAACGCACAAUCAUUAUCAGCACCUAGAAAUGGAUCUUGGUGUAGCAAGUAGGAGUGCAGUCCCCUCUUCCACUGAGAUUGUUCUCAGUCAGACAGAUGCUGCCCUAAGCUCAACAGACUAUCCUAAACAAUCCUUUCUUGUCCUGAAAGACGAUCCUGCAUGUUUUCCUAAAAAGGAAUCUCAGUUUAGACCUUCUGAAAGUAGAGAGCAGCCACAAGCUGGCUCUUCUUUUUUAAUGCCGCAAAGGAAGAGCGUCUCACUUUCCUCCAAUUUGUCUGCCAUCUCAAAUAUUACAGUUCGUGCCACAAGCAAGCAAACACUUGACACCACUGACCUUCACCUCAAGCAGCAUCAGAUACAUGGUGAUUCAUUAUUAUCCAUACUAGGAGGUCGAGAUCAAACUGAGAACAAUAACACUUCAACUGGACACAAUAUAACUCCCACUAGUGAAGGUGGUGUACAUGGGGCAGGGCUACAGAGAGAACUUUGGAGCUCAGGUAGAUAUAAAGCCACAGAUGGUUCCUUUUUGACCUCUCAGCCUGUGUUUCAGUCCACACCUUCAGUACUCUUCUAUAGAGGAGCACCAGCCCCAGCCAAACUCUCUCCAGUAUAUUCCCAUCAAGACACCGUGGCUACAUCAACCCAACACAGCCCUAAACCAGACGACAUACCACCAUUAACUCUAAGUACCUCAAGUCAUCCAAGUGGUGCUGGAGCUGCACUUGCUACUUCUUUGGACCCAGGAGAUGCUCAUACAGAGUCAUACCUUCCACGUGAAACACCUCAUAGUCAAGAAACCCCUUCCCUGGUAUUGGAUGUGCCUGUUGCCACCUGUGAGGAUACACCCCUUAAUCAACCUACCCUAACCACACUCAUGCCCACAUCUAACAAACAGCUCAAAGACCAGGAGACUAAGCUGUCUGCAGGAAGAGUCCAUUCUCUCCCCAGUCUCAGUUAUGUACAGAAGGUUGAUGCUUGGAAGGCCAAUCAGAGUUCCAGCGGGUCAUUUUAUGACAGUUUGUCUCUCCACGGUUUAAAUGGUGGUGUACCUUUUAAGAGGAAUGAACAGGACUCUGUGUCUGAGGCAGAAAAACAACAAAGUCAGCAACAACCCAAAAAGACAGCCUCAGCAUUUAGUGCCAGUAACAACACUCUACCCACACAGACAGGCAGUGGUUUGCUGCCUAGUGUAGAUGUGGAAGAGGCAGGUGGAGCUGUAAGAUCAAUUUCACCAUCACCAUUUACACAUUCUCAUUCCCAGUCAUCUCUUGGAACAGUGAUCACCCCUAUCCAGCAAGAUGAACUGCAACAACAUGUAAAUCAGCUUCCCCUUGAACAUACUGAUACCAUCUCUCCAUGUGUCAAAUCCACUGCAGCUGAAUCAUUACAGUCCUUGAGUGAAACAAAUAACCAGCAGCCAGCUAAAGAACCUGGAACCAGUCCAUUAAAGAACCCUGCUUUGCUGAAUCUAGAUCAGUACAGUGGCAUGAACACAAAUUCCAACAGGAGCAACACGGUUUCCAGUUUUCCAGCUGGGUACCAUCUUGAGCAAAGCUUUCAGGCAUCCAUAGGUGCCUCCUCUGUUGUAAGUCUUGAAGUGGACAACUAUGCACCGUACUGGACCUCCAGACCUGGAUCCCCUCCUCAUCCCUCUGAGUUUAAUAUCGAAGAUAGAAUCCCUCUUUACCUUCACAAUUUGGGAAUUGAUCAGUCACCUUCAACGAUCUUGAAUCCCUUUACACGCCGUGGACCAAUCAGAGAGCCCGAAUUUUCUCCUACUGAUUUGUGUACUAUUAAAGGCUCAGUAGGAUCACCCACCAAGAGCAUACAACCAUCUGAUGCUGACAGCCUUCAGAAAGAGACAUUCUCCAGUUCCAGUGUGCUUUCUGCAGAAUCCAAUGCCUCUUUAACACAGUUGUUUAUUCCAAAGUCUAUUGUGCAGCCAACCAGACCAUCUAGUUCAGGCAGUAUAAGAAAGGCACACUUCCAACAAAGCACUUUAUCUCAGCCCCAUACACCACCAUACAGUGUUUCUCAAGAAGUUGACACUUCUCAGCGAGAGGGCAGUUAUGGCCUGCCAGCUCAGGUGAGCCUGGAUUCUACACCUGCACCUGCUCCUGGGACUUGGGAAGGUGUUAAAGAGGGAGACUCAUCUCUGGUUGGUUCUGGAACCUUGCAGGAGAUCAGGCGUUUGCUCGGCCAUGCAGAAAGCCUGGUGUCUAGUCAUUUUUCUGUCACCUCCUCCCCUGGCUCACACUGUUACCCUGAGAGUGAUACCUCUUUUUUGUCACUCAGGCAGAACACACAAGCAUAUAAUGAUGAUUCAUUUUUGUCAGUUGAUAGAGGUUUCUUUGGUACUAGCUCGCUCUUCCUCAGACUCCGCCCUAAAGGAGAGCUCGUCAUCCUCAUCUGGGCCUCUAGAGAUGUCCACAAAUUUGGCUCACAUGAGCAAAGGGCCUCAACACCCUCUCAGGGCAAGGAGGAAAAUCUGAAGUCACGUGACUUCCGUGUGGCUCCACGGAGAGCAGAGCCUGAGGGAUGCAGUGCAGCAGACCCAGACAGGGCAGGUCCAGUGACCGUGUCGAUUACACAGGGAAACGCUUCAACAUCAGAUGGCGAGCAGCAAAGCUUGGACCAUACAGAAAAUGUAGCCAUCAGUUCAUCUGAAAUAAGUCUCACCCACAGUCAAACAGAGGCAGAAAAAGGUGUUUUAAGUGAUGCCAGCAGUGAGCAUUCACUGGCUUCUAGGGUCGCUAAGCUUCUUCAGAGCGAGUCGUCUGUCUCUGUUGUUACCAGCCGCUCAAGUACUGCUGAUCCUGAUGAGAGCCGAGCAAGAGAGUGGCUCAUUAACAAGGUCUCUGGUGGCAAGUGUGAACUUAAUUCAGAGGACAGAAGGAGAAUCGAGGAGAUUAAAAGAGAUCUCCUGCUACACACUAAGUCGAGUUCAGCUUCAGAAAGCAGUUCCCAGUCCAGUGCUGGCACUGUACCUCAGCCUGCUGUAGGUUUUGCAGCAGUGCGCAGUGCAGAAGAUCGCCUCUCUGAGCAGCUGCAGAGACUCAGUCGGAUUCCACUCGACUCCAGUGUUCCACUGCACACACCAGUGGAAGAUGGAGUAAGUCAGAUUCCUAUCAAGGAGAGGCGUGACCUUCAACACACACACUCGCCUCAUUCGAGUCAGCACCUCUACAUAAACAACGGCCAUGCUGUACACAAUGACAAUGUGCUAGAAAGCAACUCGUACCCAACCCCGAGGUCUUCUGAUGUAUGGAAGCUACAGACUAAAAUGACAAAUAGAUCAACGAAGUCUGAAGUUGGGAACGGGACAGCGGAAAAGGAAAAAGAAUUAAGAGGGGAAGAUGUGCAUGCAGAAAAUGAGAAAAACAAAACCUUACCAGUCACAGAGGCAGCUCACACUGUCAUCAGAGGAACACGAGAGUUCACCCCAGGCUUGGAGUCGGGUUCAGUCAUUGGUUAUAAACCUCACCCCAAUAGUCAACCCACACCUUCAGUGAAAUUACAGCAAAACACCACCCAAAGACCUGACACUCCUGUCAGCGAUUCUGGAGAGCUGGUGACUGGAUCUCCAACACAUCACUCAAAUGGUCCCUAUUCCUCAAGAGAAGUCCCAGUCUCCAAUACCAAUAAACAGCAACAAGUCUCUAUAGCCACUGAGACCAAUUUAAGCAAAGACAGAAAUGCAGACCAGUACCAGAACAUAGGAGUGGUUCAUGGAAAUUCACAGAUGACCUCCAGACACAAGGAAAAUAGACAGGCUGCUCCAAAUAUGCCUUUUUUUGUUAGUACUGCUGCAAAUUCAACUUUAUUGCCUUACAAACCUCAUGGCAGUUCAGAGCUCUUCUACAUGGCACAGACUGUCCGUGAGUUCUCCCCUAAUCACUCUGAUUCUGCAGUGGAGAGCUCCCACCCAGGUUCUGAUGACGCUGUGCCCCCUCAGUUCACCCCUGAGGUUUUGGGAUCCAGAGAGCUUGUGGACAACUACGUUACACCAAAACAUAAGGAGGGUAUUUACAGCAAGAGGGCCAAAAUGAAACGAGCAUCGAAUCUGUCUGGAAAUGGCGUUUACAACCAAAUUGGCAAUACUGGUCCUCCCGGUCAGCUUACUGGUUACAGAAAGUCUGUUUUCCCUGAGAAUAAACAAGUGCCUGAGCAUAUAGAGGAGGAGGAGGAGGAAGUGUUUAUCCCCCUGCACAUGGAGGCUAACAUCAGUACAGCUGAACAACAUAUUAACUGCAGUGCUCAACAUCAUAACUUAGGAACAGAAAGUCUACCUUUACUUUCUAAGGCCAUUAGGGAGAAGGAGCAGGACCAGAUGGUUCAUAACAUUGGUGCAGAGAUUGGCAACUCUCUGGACCAACUUUGGCAUCGUUUCAAUGAGCGAUACAGCUUUCAGGAGACUCAAACCAGGAGCGACGUAGAAAUAUCACUGCUGGAGAGACUGGAACGCCUGUCUCGCCUCCUACAAAGCUCCUCCCCUCCACACAAACCUAAACAGGGACACAGUACAGUGGAGAAAAGCAAGAGUAGGAGAAGAGAGACUGAGCCAAGGAGAACACUUCCAAAAAAACAUACUGCCAAAUAUGGAAAAGAGAAAAAUGCUCCAAAAACAGCAUGGGAAAUGAAGCCUUUAAGUACCAACCAGACCGCAGUGGAGGAAAAGUUGCGAAACCAAAAUUAUCGCUUUCCUGCCGAAAGAGACGAAUCUGCCAGUGUUUCUGUGGAGACGAGCAGCUGCCAGUCUACCAUCGACACACCACGCUUGAUCAGAGCUUUCGGACCAGACAGAGUUAGCAGUGGGAGAGAAGUAGUGGCUGGAAGUCAGGCACUAAAGCCUAGUGAUGUCCUAUUGAAACUUCAUAACAACAUUAAGAAACAGAAAAGAGGACAUGACAGCAGUGGCUCUGAAAGCCAUCUCGUUUCUGUUGCCACCGAUGAUUCCAUGGCUUCAGACACAUUAUCAUCUUCAAGCACUUGUACCCAACGCUCCCAAAGAAGCACUGGGUGCAACACUAGUUCUAAGAUGGCAAAGGUCAAACUGGUCAGCAGAAGCAUACAAGCUGGUGAUUUGGAGAUUGUAGUUAAUGGCACCCGUCGAGACACACGGGAUGUAGGCACUACAUUUCCAUCUCCAAGUAGUGCCAAAGUCACCAGGGCAUCUUCAGGAGCUUGUAGUGAGGUAAAGACCAAUAAGCCAAGGGCUCCCAGUACAUCUGCUGUUCAAACCCAAUCAGAUCUGAGGAGACACAUGCUCAAGAAACAGACCUGCUACCCAAAUGGUUUGUCAUGGUUUGUACCUGCUGAUGACCUAAAGUGGGAUGCACGAAAGGAGAAUAAACCCCAAACAGACGCAGGGCAGUCUGAAAGUCAAGCAUGGUUUGAGCCCCACACCAGAACUCAGCCAUGGAGAGCGCCUCUUAGAGAACGGCACAUUCAAGUGGAAAAAGGGAAGCCCCCUGAACAAAAAACACAUCCAGAGAAUAAUUACAGCAGAAAAAGCCCUGCCUUGGUUCGUCUCACCCUGCAGGAGGCACUGGAGUUGCAUCGACCAGAGUUUGUGUCCCGUUCUCGGGAGCGGAUGAAAAGGCUGUGCCUGCUGGCUGAGGAACGAAAGAUACAAGCCGUCUUCAACAAAGAAAGAGAGGAGCUUUUUAACCGCCCAUCAACUCUGCAGCAGCCAAAAGCACCAGCUCCUCCACCUCUUCUUUCUAAGCGAGUUAUUCCAAUAAGUGAGAUGAUUCAGAGAUCUAAGCGGAUCUAUGCUCAACUCCCAGAGGUUCAGAAGAGGAAAGAGGAAGAAAAAAGGAAAGCAGAGUACUACACUUACCGCCUUAAUGCUCAGCUAUUUAACAAGAAAAUCACCAACCAUGUGCUAGGAAGAAGAGCACCUUGGCAGUAGUUUGAAGAAACUUUGGGACUAAGAGCUGAUUGCCAGUUCAUGGAUGGAGCCAGUUUUCUUCUUUGUGUGUGUUUGUGUUUGUGUGUUUAUUUGAGUGGGUGUUGGUGUUGUACAUGUGAUCAAAUGAAUAGAGCAGAUAUUUUAAGAUGUGAUAAUAGUAACCAAAUUAAUUAUAUUUUAAAUUAUUAGUUUAAAUAUUUUAAUAAUGUUUUGUAGUAUUUUUAUAUUAAUUUAUAAAUGGUGCUCAGUACCAUAAUUCUUUCCAAAAAUGUAUUAUCACUGUUUUCCUUUGAAUAAAGAAGUUCAUAUAUGUA
Silurus meridionalis is the source of this 6854-nucleotide messenger RNA. RefSeq names its product ALMS1 centrosome and basal body associated protein (gene alms1). NCBI's taxonomy places the organism in Eukaryota, Metazoa, Chordata, Actinopteri, Siluriformes, Siluridae. The record is from RefSeq and is a predicted model, not a curated record. Gene Ontology annotation, biological process: regulation of centriole replication. Gene Ontology annotation, cellular component: centriole; centrosome; cytosol.